Botrytis cinerea B05.10 is the source of this 977-nucleotide messenger RNA. RefSeq lists its product as hypothetical. Lineage: Eukaryota; Fungi; Ascomycota; Leotiomycetes; Helotiales; Sclerotiniaceae. The coding region runs from base 77 to 838 and encodes 253 amino acids. The record is from RefSeq and is a predicted model, not a curated record. The transcript is spliced from 2 exons.
AUUUCCAAACACAACCACGUAACAACUUUUCACAAAUCAAUACUGAAUUAUCUACUUUUCUUUAUUUUACACAAACAUGGACACUUGUAAACUCUGCUCGGAAAGCUUGACCGUCCAACUUGACCCAGAUGAGUUGGAGCAGUUUGAGGGUGGAAGCUCUUCGAUGGGAAGCGUCCCAGAUGACCUUCAGUUGAUUUGCGGCUGUCAUAUGCAUUGGCAAUGUCUGUUGGAUGAAUCUCCUCAAAUCUUGAAUAAGCUCCAUUGUCCAUCGUGUGAUAAUUCAAUUGCAACUUCAGUGGCUUCAUCUUCAAGAUCGGUGUCUGGAACCCGAGUUCCCACGAGAUAUCACAACGAGGGCGGAGUUCAAGAAGACCUUGACAUCUUGCCUCUUAUCACUGAAGAAGCCUAUCUCGAUGAACACCCAGAAGCACGUCCCGCUCGCGCAUUCAUGACAAUGUGUGCCGAGGGUGAUGUUUUUGGAAUCAAUGAUCUACUCAGUGCUGUAGAUGACGACGAGGAUGGAGAAGGGCUAUCGGCAAAGCCAAUUCUGCGCUAUCAAGAUCCUCUGGAUGAAAUGAAAAGUGGUUUGCAUGUGGCUGUCGAAAAGGGACAGGAAGAAAUCAUCUGGCUGUUGUUGUGGCUCGCGUCAACUCUUCCGACAGAGAUCUUCCCGGAACAAAUCACUCAAAUGGCAGAGACAAUGGGUGUCGGACGUGAUACUGCUGACGGAGAAGACAUCCGGAAUCUUCGGGAUGCUCAGGGGCAAUUGGCAAGCGAUUUGGCAAGAAAUACUGGCAAUGUCCUUCUCACCGAUUUAUUAUCGGCGAACUUGCCUUGAUCCGAUAGUUUAUUUGACGGGAAUGCAGAAAGUUAAAAAAGCGAUGAAUGUGAAUUCCGCACAUGAGUAGAUUGGGACAGCUAUCGACAUUCUAAUAAGUAUGCACAAAGCCAUUAGAUAAUAUUUUCCACUGCCACCA